Meloidogyne enterolobii is the source of this 636-nucleotide messenger RNA. NCBI's taxonomy places the organism in Eukaryota, Metazoa, Nematoda, Chromadorea, Rhabditida, Meloidogynidae. The record is from the annotation of a GenBank genome assembly.
UUUAACAGCUAAAGCUAUAAUGAAAGGAACAGAAGCCCAACAAGAGAAUUUAACGGGAAUUUCACUUGCUAAACAAAAAACAAUGGAAUUAAAUGAAAAACUUGAUUAUUUAUCUUCUGAUUCUAAAGGAAAAUAAGCUGAACAACAUUUUCAAUAUUUUGAAGAAGAGUUGGUUGUUGCAUUUUAGAGUUUGUUCAAGAGAUUAUCAAAAAGCAAAAGCAAUUCCUUCAAUAAUGACUGGAAGAGAUGUUAUUGGAAUUUCAAAAACUGCAAGUGGAAAAAAACAUUUUGGAUCAACAACCAUUGGAAGAUAUGGACGGGCCUAUCGCUUUAUUCAUGUUCCCGACAAGGGAACUUGCUUUACAAACAUGGAAAGAAGCAAGUAAAUUUGCUAGAAAUUUGAGAAUACGUGUUGUUUGUGUUUAUGGAGGUGUUGCAAUAUUUGGACAAAUUGCGGAAUUAAAAAAAGGGAGCUGAAGUUGUGGUAUGCACACCUGGAAGGAUGAUUGAUAUGCUUGCGGCUAAUAAUAGGUUUUUUUAUUUUUUUAAAGCAAUUUGUUAAUUCAUCCUAUAAAUCAGUUAAACCUCGUAAAUUUAAAUUUUUACCCGGAGCGGAUUCGAACCUGCGACUUUUUC